AUGGCGCUCGAAGAAGUAAUUGACACUCUGAAGCGCCUGCCAGAACAGCCGUCCCCGCACCCGGGCAACCCCGCAGCCUACUGGGAGGCGACGGCCCUGCGCCUGCAGCUGCUGCGGGCGCUCCUGCCGCUGGCGGGGCCGUUUGCCUUGGAAGAGGAGGACGAGGCAGCUGCCUCGGGCGCGGGCCGGAAGCGCGGCGACUACACCGCGGAACCCAGGCGGCAGCCCGUGGUGGGCAUUGUGGAGGUCUCACAGGACAGCGAUGACGAGGACGACAGCGGCUCGGCGCGGCCCGGCGCCGCGCGGCUCGCGGCCCUCAAGCAGCAGCAGCAAAGGCGGCGCCUCGCUGCAGCCGCGCUCGAGGUCGCGGCACUGUAUUCGGCCGGCGGGAGCGGCGGCGGCUUCGACGACGACGCUGUCAGCGACCCCGACCACGACCACGGCGGGGACCCGUGGCCUGCAGAGGCUGCGGCCAGAGACGCCUUUAGACCAGUUGGUGCGGCUGCGGCCGGGUGUGGGGACCAGGAGCUGGUCACAAGCGCGCCACUGCUGGCGCUGGCGCGCGAGACGUGGCUCGAGUCCCUCAGGCUCCCGACGCCCUGGGCGGACGCGGCGGCGGCGCGGCUGGCGGGGCAGCUGGUGGCCACGCUUGCGGGGCUGCUGGCGCAAAGCAGCGACGGCUCCGGCGGCGGCGGCAUAGGGGGCGGCGGCGGCGGCGGCAGCGGGGCGCGGCAGGAGGCGCCGCCAGAGGGGCGGGCGCUGCGCUCUGCGGUGGUGCAGUGGCUGCUGCCGGGGCUGCGGGAGCCGCUGUUUGCGCCGCACCGCCACACGCAGGCGCAGGAGAGGGGCUCUCCAGAUGCGUACUCGGGUCCGGGGCCCUUCCAGCGGUCCCUGGCCGCCCGCAAGCUCGCCUGGGCGGCGCAGCAGCUGCCGUGCCCCCUUCUCACCGCCCCCGCGGCGGCCGCGCUGCUGCCGCUGGCCCUCGCGGCAUCUGACGACGCGUCAGGCCCGGUGUCGCGCCUGGGGGCGGCCGCGCUGCACCGCUUGGCGGCCGCGGCGCCGCCGGGGGCGCUCGAAAUGCAGCGGGAGCUUUUGCUGGCACGCGCGCGGCGGCUGGUGGUGGGCUGCGAGGGCGGCGUGUGGGGCAGCGCGAUGCCCGCGGCGGUGGCUGUUGUGCUGGCGCUCGAGCCGCAGGACGACCCCCGCUCUGAGGCGCUGCACUCCCUGUUCAAGGAGCUGCUCACAGAGGCGGAGCGCGCCGCCCACAAACUCCCCCAGCGCCUGGUGUUCCUGGCCUGCGCUGCCCGCCUGCUGCCACGCCUGCGCCUGCAUGCCGCGCGCCACUUGCCGUGUGCGGCGCCGCUGCUGCUCGAGUGGAGCGUCACGCACGACGCAGGGUCGAGGGCGGCGGCGCUGGGCUGCUUGGAGGCGCUGCUGCUGUGCUGCUGGCCGCGCGCGGCGGCACACGGCGCCGUGGUUUGGCGGUAUCUGCUUGCGGCUGCGCGAGCUGUGGACUUGGAUGGGUUCUGCGGCGAUUGGGGGUCGUCGGCGGCAGCAGAGGGAGGGGGUGAGAAGGGCGGCGGCGGGCGUGCGGAGGGCGGCGACGGCGGCGCCGCGGCGGCUGCCGUGCUGUCGGCGGCGCGGCUGUUGCUGGCGAUCUGCGGGCCGCAGGACCUGGCAGCUGCUGGGGGAGCUGCGGCGGCACAGGGCAGCGCGGCUGACAAGGCGGGACCUUGCGCUUCUGCGCUACAUGCACUCCUGGCGCAGGCCUCGGUGUCAUGA
Molecule: messenger RNA, 1782 nt
Organism: Monoraphidium neglectum
Lineage: Eukaryota; Viridiplantae; Chlorophyta; Chlorophyceae; Sphaeropleales; Selenastraceae
Exons: 5
Coding region: 1-1782 (593 amino acids)
Source: RefSeq, a predicted model, not a curated record